Dibothriocephalus latus is the source of this 237-nucleotide messenger RNA. The record is from the annotation of a GenBank genome assembly. NCBI's taxonomy places the organism in Eukaryota, Metazoa, Platyhelminthes, Cestoda, Diphyllobothriidea, Diphyllobothriidae.
AUGGUUCGCGUCGCGGACCUCCUCUUCACGGGCGAGGCCUCGCACCAUGAACAGUUGGAGGUAGUGUCCCGUGGCGUGACCAUAAUAACCGCCGGACAUUCUGUCAGUGAACGCGGUUAUCUCAGUCAACGUCUGAAGCCCUGGUUAGAACGUCUGGUCUCCGAGCUCUCCCCUGACGCUUCUGGUGUUACCAUCGAGGUCGCAGCCACGGAUGCAGAGCCCGGAAUCAUUAUGUAA